This is a messenger RNA of Antrostomus carolinensis (chuck-will's-widow), 794 nucleotides long. It is a transcript of the gene THRSP, whose product is annotated as thyroid hormone responsive. NCBI's taxonomy places the organism in Eukaryota, Metazoa, Chordata, Aves, Caprimulgiformes, Caprimulgidae. Gene Ontology annotation, biological process: regulation of lipid biosynthetic process. The coding region runs from base 57 to 449 and encodes 130 amino acids. The transcript has 2 exons. The record is from RefSeq and is a predicted model, not a curated record. Gene Ontology annotation, cellular component: cytosol.
AGGUGGCACCUCGAGAAGAGCCCAGAGCAGCGCUGCCAGACCCUGGGAGCAGAGCCAUGGAGCAGUACUUCUCGGCCACCCAGAAGAUGGAGCAGGAGGUGAUGUUCCCCAGCCUGCUGCGAGGGGUCUUCCCACAGAAGGAGGGAGCAGUUGCGGCCACGGGCGGCCACGUGGACCUCUAUGAGCGCUACCAGCUCCUCAAGGCCAUCAAGCCCAUGGUGGAGAAAGGCCUGGCCUCUGUCACCGACCAGAGCUCAGCUGGCACCAACACUGACACGUCGUCCGGCGAUGACACCAUGGACUCCCAGCUGGAGGAGCGCCUGUCCCACCACCUGGCCGGCUUGCAGCAGGUCCUGUCCCACCUCACCAGGGACACCAACGCCCUCACCCGGAGGUACAGCCAGAUCCUGGAGCAGAUCAGCCCCAGCGAGGGGCAGCCCAGCUGGUGACCCUGUCCCGGCCACCAGGAUGGGUGCUGGUGGCACAAAGGAGAGGAUGUCCCCUUCCCUGACCAUCGCGGGCUCUUCCCCAGCCCCGCUCGCUCUCCCCGCACGGCGGCAGCUGAUGGCCCAGCGCUGGAACCUCACGUGGCGAUGGCUGCGACCACCAGAGACCCAGAUGGUGCCUUAUCCUCAUAGGAAGAAGCAUCUGGUCGCGCUGGGAGGUUCAUCGGAAGAUCCACACACCCCGUGCCCUCCUCUUUAUUCUCAAAGAGCGUCACGACUGCGGUGGCAUCGCACGCUGGCCCCGACCUGCCAUGGUCCCGGCAACUGCCGAGCCCUUUUCCAGCUGGU